AACUGACGCAGUGACGCGAAGCUCGUGACCUCGUGCUUGGAUUUUUUGGAGAAAUUUUGUCAUAAAAAGUGUAUUUUCUUGGUGAAAAAUGACUGAUCAAUCAUAUUCAUACAACCAGCAGCCACCACCUGGUGGACAGCAAAGUUAUGGAUCUCAAAGCUAUGGCGGGGGUUCUCAGCAAUCAUAUGGGGGAUACUCCCAACAUGGGGCGACAACAACCUCGUACCAAGCUGGGGGAUAUGGUUCUUCUACUACGCAAGCACCAUCAACCGAAGGUUCUGGCUCGUACCAACAGGGUGGUGGUUACACUCAAUCAGGAUACAGUCAACAACCACCAUAUUCCAGUGGUCAGCAAACUAGCUCAUAUCAACAAUCAUCCUCUGGACAGUAUGGUGGUAGUAGCCAGCAGAGUGGCUACCAACAGGGUGGUUAUCAAGGGUAUGGUAACAGUGGUAACCCACCUUCAACUUCUGCUCCGACAACUGGUUAUGGUCAGAGUUAUGGUGGCCAAUCUGGAGGGUAUGGUGGCUCAAGUGGUGGUGGAUAUAAGUCUAGUGGUGACCAGCAAUAUGGUGGAAGGUCUGACCAAAGGGAUACUGGUUAUGGUGGCGGAAACCAAGAUAAAGGAUAUGGUGAUCGAGGUGGUGACCGGGGAAGUUACAAUAGAGGUGGUGAUGAUCGUUAUGGUAGCAGUGGUGGCGGAUAUGGUCGUAACAAUCGUGGUGACCGUAGUUAUGGUGGUUCAGAUAGGGGAUAUGGCGAUAAGGGUGGCUAUGGAGGAGGAGGUAGAGGUGGUAACAGAUCUGAUGGUGGAAACACUGGAGGUUAUGGGUCGGGAGGGGGCCACUCAGAUCAAGGAUCAGGUGCUCCUAAAGAAUAUCAAGAUGACACCAUCUUCAUCUCUGGUAUACCUCCACAUGUGACUGUUGAAGAGAUUGGGAACAUGUUUGGAUCCAUUGGCAUCAUCAAGAUUGAUAAAAAGACACAAGGGAAAAAAAUAUGGUUGUAUCGAACGCCCACAGGAGAGUCUAAGGGUGAAGCUACUGUUACCUAUGAUGACCCACCAACAGCAAGUGCUGCAAUUGAGUGGUUCAAUGGUAAAGAUUUCAUGGGUGCGAAUAUCAAAGUGGAACUUGCAGAGAAGUUUGUGCCAAAGAAGAUGCGAGAACGAGGCGGCGGUGGAGGAGGAGGGCGAGGAGGAUCUCGUGGUGGCCGUGGUGGAGGUUUUCGUGGUGGCCGAGGAGGUGGGGGUGAUCGUGGUGGUGGAGACUGGGAUUGUCCAUCAUGUAGUAAUAUGAACUUUGCACGAAGGACAUCAUGUAACAGAUGUAAUACGCCCAAACCAGAUGACGGAGGAAGUGGUGGGGGAGGAGGUUAUGGUGGAGGAUACGGUGGUCGUGGUCGUGGAGGAUCAAGAGGAGGACGUGGGGGUGGAUAUGGAGGGGGGAGAGAUGGCGCGCAAGACAGAAGACGUGAUAGAAGAGAUGCUCCGUACUAGUUCUCAGCAAGGAAUGCAAUGUAAAUUAUUAAAGACAAGAACAAGGCACCACGAAAUAUCUUCACCUCCAGCUGUGUUAGGACAGCUAAUUUCCGGCAGCAUAGAGUGUAUUCUAGGCAAUGAGUAGAAUAACUGAGCCACUGUAUGUAUUCUGGACAUUUUAGAGCCCUUUUAAAACAAUAGCUUCAGCUUUCAUUUCUAGCUGUCAGAGCAUUGCAAUGACUUUGAACUAUGUUUGACUGUUGUAAACUUUUGUAUUGUGAUCCUUGUAGUUCUAAGUAAAUCUUGUAUUGGAUGUAUUUUUCAUUUUGCCUAAUAAUUUCAUAAUUAAUG
Messenger RNA from Dendronephthya gigantea, 1831 nucleotides. RefSeq names its product RNA-binding protein FUS-like. The transcript has 13 exons. Gene Ontology annotation, cellular component: nucleus. The coding region runs from base 89 to 1498 and encodes 469 amino acids. NCBI's taxonomy places the organism in Eukaryota, Metazoa, Cnidaria, Anthozoa, Malacalcyonacea, Nephtheidae. The record is from RefSeq and is a predicted model, not a curated record. Gene Ontology annotation, biological process: regulation of DNA-templated transcription. Gene Ontology annotation, molecular function: transcription coregulator activity; RNA binding.